Messenger RNA from Salvia hispanica, 1384 nucleotides. RefSeq names its product auxin-induced protein PCNT115-like. The record is from RefSeq and is a predicted model, not a curated record. Gene Ontology annotation, cellular component: cytoplasm. Lineage: Eukaryota; Viridiplantae; Streptophyta; Magnoliopsida; Lamiales; Lamiaceae.
ACUGUGUGUCGUGCAGCUGAGAAAGCUAUGUUGGAAAAAGAGUAAUCAUUGAAGGAGGAGUGGAGGAGGAAGAUUUGAGGUGUGUGGCGACAAAAUCGUUUACGGCAGCGAUGACGAACUACACUUGUCCCCUAUUUUAAGUCCGCCACUUCAGUUCACUUGGAUUCAUCACUCGAAUUCUCAAUUCCGCCAAAAUGGGAGUAAACGUGCCCAAAAUCAAGCUCGGAUCGCAAGGCUUUGAGGUCUCCAAGCAAGGCCUCGGAUGCAUGAGUAUGUCGGCCUUUUACGGCCCGCCCAAGCCCGACGCCGAUAUGAUCAAGCUUAUCCACCACGCCAUCCACUCCGGCGUUACCUUUCUCGACACCUCCGACCUCUACGGUCCCCACACCAACGAGAUCCUCAUCGGAAAAGCUUUGAAAGGGGGGAUGAGGGAUAAAGUGCAACUUGCUACUAAGUUUGGGAUAAUUUACCGAGAUGGGAAGGGUGAGAUAUGUGGUGACCCAGCAUAUGUGAGGUCAUCAUGUGAGUCGAGCUUGAAGCGUCUUGAUGUGGACUGCAUUGAUCUCUAUUAUGCUCAUCGGAUUGACACAAGCGUGCCCAUAGAAGUCACUAUGGGGGAACUCAAGAAAUUGGUCGAAGAAGGAAAGAUAAAAUACAUAGGCCUCUCAGAGGCAUCUGCUUCAACAAUUAGAAGGGCUCAUGCUGUUCAUCCAAUAACUGCCCUUCAAAUUGAAUGGUCAUUGUUUUCAAGAGAUGUGGAAGAAGAAUUGAUUCCUACAUGCAGAGAACUUGGUAUUGGAAUUGUCCCAUAUAGUCCACUUGGACGCGGCUUCCUUUCAGUAGGUCCCAAGUUUCUAGAGGAGGCAUCAGAGGGUGAUGUUCGCAAGACCGCCUAUUUUCCGAGGUUCCAGGGUGAAAAUCUUGAAAGCAACAAGCUCUUAUACGAAAAGAUUCGUGAAAUGGCUACAAGUAAAGGUUGCAGCCCAUCCCAAUUGGCGUUGGCUUGGGUUCAUCACCAAGGAGAUGAUGUGGUUCCUAUACCGGGCACCACCAAGAUCGAAAAUUUCAACGACAAUAUAGGAGCACUAUCUGUGGAACUAUCACCAGAAGAGAUGACCCUUCUAUCUUCUUUGGCUGAGAAUGUCAAAGGAGAAAGGCUCAUAACCAUGGAGCACACAUGGAAAGACGCAGACACGCCCCCGUUGGAAUCGUGGAAACCCGAGGGUUGAUAUGCAUAACUGCUCCUCUCCUUCCAUUCCUCCAAUAGUUCUUGUAGUAUAGUUAACUACUUGAAAAUCUAUCCUUCUUCCCUUUUUGUUUGUUUAUGAAAGGAAAUGGCUUGUUUGAAUAAUUCUUCCAAUAUAGUUUGGUAAAUUUGUGUGAA